GCGAGCUCCCGGAUGCUUCGAGGCUGCGCCGGCGGUGGAAGAUGUGGAUUGAUCCGCAGAAUAAAACAAUAGCGCUUGAGUAGCGAAAUAAAAACCCAGCUCGUCCGCCCGAGGCGUGGCCCCCGCCCCCACCCGAUCGCUGUAAAGCGCUGUGCGAACAAGAAUUUUUUUUUUUUUUGGUUUUUUUUUUUUUGUUUUUAUUUUCUUUUCCCCCGGCCGUGCAGGAUGAGCGCCGUGCCUGAGGAAGUUAAGGCAGAAGAUGGCAAAGCGGAGCCUGAGAAAAAACUCUUUUACUGCGAAGUUUGUAACAUUUACUGUAUGUGCGCUAUAAGUCUUCAGUCACACUACCGUGGUGCAAAGCAUAGGAAGCAAGAGAAAGCCCUGAGACGCAGGACUCUCUAUUGUUCUUCAGCUCUAAUCCAAGUUCCGAUGAAGUACCGAGCGCUCAGACCAGUGAAGAGAUCAUUCACAGGGUACAUCACCUGUCUGAAGGAUUUUAUGAAUGAUCCCAGAAGAGAAGAGCCUCUAAUUGGUUUAGAACAUGUGGUUGAAAUCAGAUUUGAAGGAAGAAGAGAGCCACGUUACGAAUGCAGGCUGUGUGGGUGUAAUUCAGAGGUGGCACCUAUGAUAGAACAUCUUAGUGGAUAUAAACACAGAAGAGAAUACAUUUCCAAAGAAUUUCCAGAUAAAAUGAGGAGAAAACCAACAGAUGUAAGAGAAUGCAAAGUCUCGUUUUUCAGACGGAUAGCAGGAGAACUAGAGAAGAGUGAAGGAUUAAAAAUGUAUCAGAUGGAAGGUUACACAAGACCAGCUACCUCAUCCCCAUUGAAGAAGAAAGCAAGGUGGGAAGAUGAUUAUAAGCAUGAGAACGAUCCUGUUCGGAAACAGAAAGCUCUGGAGUUCUUGGAGAGUUUUCACAUCACCUCAGACUCAGAAGCAACACUUGUUGUUCGCAUUACACAGGAACUCAUGGAGGCUUUGAAGGCCUUUUGUGAAAAGAAAGCAGCAGAUAAUCACACCAACAGUUCAGGCCCACUGAUGUCAGUACCUCAAGAUGAAUUUCCAGAAAUGGAAAGCAUCCCAGAACACUAUGGGCCAGAUGCAGAAUACAAAGGAAGUUCUGACUGGAAUCAAGGUUUUUUGUCUCAGCAUGAAGAAUGUUCUGAAGGUGCUUCUUUUGUUCCUGCUCACUCAAACAGUUACCAAGCAGAUAAUGGAUCAUCCUCCUGCCAUCUGAGAUCCGACAACUUUGCAAGUAUGUCCCUGCUCAGGGACCCUCCUGCUGCUGAGCCUGAUACUCCUGCCAGUGGUGUCAGCGAAUGGCUGAGACAGCUCAGAAACUCCAUGCCGUGCAUGAAUUCGACUGCUGGGGCCACUUCAUACCAGACCAGCCCAGUGAAGGAGUACUCCACAGAAUACAUAUCCAGUGAUGUGCAAGGAAGUGAGCUCUGUGAUAACAGACUCUCAUUUGACAGAGAAAAUACAAAAUGGAGGAAUCAGCAAGUGUGUACCAAAGCGAGGCAUAUAAGUGACCAAGAAUUAUCCUAUCCCAAUUCUUCUGCCUCAUAUACUUCAUCUAGAAGAUUCUUUACAAACUAUACUUCACAAAACUAUUCCUCUUACAAGAAUUAUGAGUCUGUGAAUACUUGUACAUCUUCUGCAAAUUCUGCUGUUUCAGGAAGAGGUGGCUCCAAGUGGCACCAGGACACUAGGUGGACAGAGGGCUAUAGGUGGAACAAGGACUCCAGCUGGAAGCGGGAAUCUAGGUGUCAAGGAUUCAGGUAUCAGAAAUCAGUCUACCAGAGAGACUGGAGUUCACAUCAGGACUCAUUUUCUGGCAGUGGUUCGUACCAAGAUCACCAGCAGUUCAGAAGCUCAGAAGAGAUGUUUGAUGGAGUCGAUGCUGGUCUUGCUCCCAACACUGUGAACAGACUACUAGGAAAGGAUGUACCUAAAAUGACCAGGAUGCUCAAACAGCUGGCUCCAUAUUAUCCAGCACUUCAAAAAGUAAAUAUUAAGACAUUCGUCAAUGUGCUAAUAGAAGCUAGAGAGAAAGAUUAAGGAGCAACAACAGCUGAACUGGAAACAGAUGAAGAGAUUUGAGAAUCUCCAUCACUUGGUAUUCAGGAAAGAGACUGCAUUUAACUCUGUGUUUGACUGGCUUGGGAGAGGUAAAGGGAGGUAGGAUUUAAGUUUUCAACAUGUGAAAAAUAGCUGGAACAUGAACUUGCACAUAAUGGGUGAACAUACUAUUUUGUUUAGGCUUUUUGUAAUGUAUUUGUUAUAUCUUAGUAUAUUUCAGAAAAAAGAUCUUUUGUUAUUUUUUGAAAAUACGUUAAAAUUACUCUGUCAGCAAAAAGCUAAUGAUCCUUUUAAUACCCUUCUCAAUUCAGAAGAGAAAGAAAGGUUUACUUUUAUGCUACCUACAUAGGAAGAAUAUUAAUUGAAAAUACAGGUUUACUUUUUGUCACACAAAUGUAAGGCCAGUUCCAUUAAUAUGGGGCUUUAUAAUUAGCAUAUUUUUAGAAAUUGAUACACUACAUUUCUGUUUAGACAAAGAAAGGAGAAUGUCACAGCAUAGGUAUUCUCUAUCUUAAUGUGAUACUAUAUGAGGAAAAUGUAAUCUGUACUAGAGGACUGGUAUGUAAUGGGGCAUAUCAGUUUCAAUUUGCAGAGUAAUAAAUGGUGUGAAAUAUAUGCAGAUUUUUUUAAUCAUGUUGUUCAAAGUGAAAUAAUUAUAAAUUAUCCUAAAACCUCAUUUGGUGGAUGGACCCAUGCUAAAAUAAAAAUUCUUGAUUCUUUCUACUGGCAAAAGCACAUUAAGAAAUAGUAGAAGCCAUAAGGCAAGCAGAUAAAAUAACAGAAAAAAACCCCAAAAUGUUCUAAUAACUGAGUAGUACUUAACCAGUUCAUGAGAUGUAUCAGGGCCACAUGCUCAUGAAUGCCUGGCUUUAGAUAUCUGCUCUAUGUAAUUAAAACCAGCUUACAUGGAGCUGAAGAAAAGAAAGUAAAGUGAGACAGUUUACUCCUGAGUGUCUGUUUUCCUUUUCACUGCUGCAUUGUGGACUAUCAUUUUUCUUCUCACCCAUGCUGGAACUGUGUCUCUGUGCAUUAAAUACUUGUGCUGAAGUGGGGUUAGUCUUCACAAGCUAUCAUAAAGCAUUUUGGAUCUUGUUAUGUAAAUUAUAAUAAAAACUCAACUUAAAAUAA
Vidua macroura (Pin-tailed whydah) is the source of this 3210-nucleotide messenger RNA. RefSeq lists its product as uncharacterized. The record is from RefSeq and is a predicted model, not a curated record. Bases 226 to 2061 code for a protein of 611 amino acids. Gene Ontology annotation, molecular function: zinc ion binding; double-stranded RNA binding; single-stranded RNA binding. Gene Ontology annotation, cellular component: precatalytic spliceosome. NCBI's taxonomy places the organism in Eukaryota, Metazoa, Chordata, Aves, Passeriformes, Viduidae. The transcript has 15 exons.